GACGCGCAGCCUAUCAGCGUCCAGAACACCCGGGCGCUUCCGUGUUCGCCAGUGCACCCGACCCGAGUCCUCGCGGGAGGGGGCCCCACCGUCACCCACGUCCAUCCCACCCGGCUCGGCCGACCUGCGGUUCCCGGCCCGCCGCCUCUCGGGGGACCUUAUGGCUUCGGACGGCCUGAGAGGGGCGCUGACGGCCGUGCUGGGGGGCCGGGGGCUGCUCGUGCAGAACUAUGAUUCGGGGCCGGCUGGGGAGCCGCCGGCGCCGGUGCGGCUGCGGAAGAAUGUCUGCUACGUGGUGCUGGCGGUGUUCCUCAACGAGCAGGAUGAGGUGCUACUGGUCCAGGAGGCCAAGAAGGAGUGCCGUGGGUCGUGGUACCUUCCUGCGGGGCGGAUGGAGCCUGGGGAGACCAUUGUGGAGGCGCUACAGCGGGAGGUGAAGGAGGAGGCCGGGCUGCAGUGUGAGCCUCUGACAUUGCUGUCUGUGGAGGAACGGGGCCCCUCCUGGAUCCGCUUUGUGUUCCUCACCUGCCCCACAGGUGGAAUUCUCAAGACUCCCAAGGAAGCAGAUGCAGAGUCCCUACAGGCUGGCUGGUACCCACGAACCUCACUGCCUACCCCACUGCGGGCCCAGGACAUUCUUCAUCUGGUCGAUCUUGCUGCCCAGUAUCGCCAGCAAGCCAGGCACCCUCUCCUCCUUCCCCAAGAGCUUCCCUGCAGUCUAGUCUGCCAGCGGCUCGUGGCCAUCUUCACCAGCGCCCAGACAGUGUGGGUGUUGGCGGGCACAGUGGGGACGCCUCACUUGCCCGUCACUGCCUGUGGCUUCGCUCCCAUGGAGCAGAGGGGCGGCAUCAAGAUGGCCGUCUUGCGGCUGCUGCAGGAGUGUCUGACCCUGCACCACUUGGCGGUAGAGACCAAGGGGUUGCUUGGACUGCAACACCUGGGCAAAGACCUAAUGGAUGGCAUCUGCAUGAACGUGCUGGUCACUGUGGCUUUUCGGAAUCCGGGCCUUCAAAACGAGCCCCCAAAGGUUCGGGGUGAGAACUUCUUUUGGUGGAAGGUGGUGGAGGAAGACCUGCAAAACCAGCUUUUACAGCGGCUUCGGGACUCGUCUGUCGUCCCAAUCAACAGAUAGGAGGUGGCUGUCAGUGGGCCGGAGCGGGGCAGGGGUGUGGCCGUCAGAGAUCUUCUUGCAUGGGGACCUGGGCAGUUCUCCUGGUUCCCAGGGGGACUGCGCCCUCUCUUGUCACCAGGUCCGUGCACAGCACCCAAAGGGACAAUGCCUUGAACUGAACAAGGAGUCCAGAGCUCGGGGACCCAGUUGCCCUGAAGUUACGAUGAGGGCAGGACUCCCUAAGGGGACGUGAGGACCUUUGGAACCUGAGGUGGCAUCUCCUCCUCAUUUUCUGUGCCCUUGCCAGAUGCUAGGCACUUAGAACAGGGAACAGCUGUGGGGGACGUCAUUCCAAGGGAGUGGAGUCCCUGGCUGAGUAAAUAGGUGUGACUUUGCAUUCCCGACUUUGCAUUCCCACCUAAGUGUUUCUGUGGGUCGGACUUGAGCUGGAAGGGGAGCUGCUACCAAGAGAAGCUCCUCCACUCAUCCCACGGAAACCACGCAGGCCUUCCCAGACAGCAGGUGACCGGCUGGCAGGCUUCCUUUGUCCACCACAGCUUGGCUCAGGCCUCCUCAGGGUGGGAUGUGGGCACACCCCCUCCAAGGUCUGAGCAGCGAGACUCCCAGAAGCUUCAGGUGGGCGAGGAGCUGUGAGAGCUGCCCCUCUCUUUUCUCUGAGCUUCUCUGAGGGAUCAGCAUCGCUCCGCCCCCAGGCUCAUUCCUUCCUCUGCCCUGGUACAACUCCAGCCCAAAGCCAGACCAAAACCCUCUCUUCAUUCCCCUUAGCUCAGCUGAAUCAUGGUAGGAAUUAUUUUUUUAAAAAAGAACUUUACUGAAGUUUAAGGGAAAACCAAAGGAAAUGAAGAAAUAUGUACUGACUGCUAUACACGCAUCACUGAUGUACAGUUUUGGUUCUGAGCAGGGAAGAUACUUGGCUGGGUUUCCCUUCUGAUGUAACUCCACUCUGAUGCCCGAGGACCAGGAAAACCUAGAGGCCCCUGCCCUGCCUCUCUGGGCCACAAUCUUGUUUUCCUGACCUCUGGAGCUGUGCUAGGAAUCCUCUUGUUCCCUCUGAAGACUAUCUUCCAGAUAAAGGAGUCAAACCCUUUUAUUUUGGAUCCCUUCUCUUAGUGUCUGAGGGACCCACUGCUCUGUAAGCACACUGGACAGUGACCUUUACUUCCAUUAUUUAGCCUAUUAUUAAUAGUAGGUUUCAACCCUUCCCUGGUGCCUCAGACAGUAAAGAAUCCACCAGCAAUGCA
Molecule: messenger RNA, 2373 nt
Organism: Odocoileus virginianus texanus
Lineage: Eukaryota; Metazoa; Chordata; Mammalia; Artiodactyla; Cervidae
Gene: NUDT18
Product: nudix hydrolase 18
Molecular function (GO): 8-oxo-GDP phosphatase activity; magnesium ion binding; 8-oxo-dGDP phosphatase activity
Source: RefSeq, a predicted model, not a curated record